Molecule: messenger RNA, 6699 nt
Organism: Chelonoidis abingdonii (Abingdon island giant tortoise)
Lineage: Eukaryota; Metazoa; Chordata; Testudines; Testudinidae
Source: RefSeq, a predicted model, not a curated record
UUUUUUUUAAACGUUCCCCCUCCAGUGUUCUGGGCACAUGUCUUAAGAACAAAAGAUCUGUCAAAUAAACUAAUAACAAAUGAUAUGAUAUCCCCCCCUUCCCCCAUAGCUUAUCAGGUGUAAUAAAUCUCUCUCACCCCUUGAACCCAGGUAUUCUCUACAUACCCCUUUCGUGUCUUAAAAGCCUGGGAAAAUAAGUCUUGCAGUGUGCUUCUAAGGACAACAGUCUUGGUCUCUGUGUUGGACCAAGGAAGGAAGUAGGUUCCAAAAUGAAAGAACCUUUCCUGAAAACAUCCUGAGAGCCUAUUGCAGCUAAACCAAGGGCCUCUCAGCUUUGUAUGUUUAUGAUAUCAACAGUAGUGUUGCUACAUCAAGAGAGAAGCAGUCCUUCAUUUUAGCAAGAAGAUGAUGAAGAUCCUUGAUUCCAGUUUGCUUCUCCAUUUCCCACAGGUCUUCAGAGGCCUGAAGCAAAAGGAGCUUGUAUGGGAAGUGGAGUUUCCUCAGAAACAAGGCAACUGAACAUCUCAGAAGGUUGGUAAUAGGAUCUAUUCUAGACCCUUUCACUUCAAGAAAGCCUAGAGCUGCAGUGAAGAAAAUUUAUUUCUACAUGGUAGCUAAUCAGUGGCCGAGGUAGAGUGAAUAUGGUGGGUUCAUUUUAGUUCACAUGGACAAAUGACCAUAUAAAAGUAGGCUAGGAAGGAUUAGAUUUUUGAGUGUCAAUAAACAUUGAUUUUGCCAGACACCCACAAACCAACGAAAAAAUAUUUCUAUCAAUGAUAAAUAUUUAGAGAGAGGCAAAAUGAGAAAAAUGCUGUUUGAAUGCUUCAUAAAGGCUGUCUUUAAAUAAUUGGCACCCCUACAAUAUCCUGCAACUGUUAAAAUAUAAAUCAAUUUAAAAUGGGGGAAAAUGCAGAACAUCCAAAAUUGCAUGCCACUGUGGAAAAUGUACAUUGAUAAAUAUAAAAAUCCUUAAAAAUAAACAUUGAUAUUCAUCAAAAUCGUAAAAUAAUAAUCCAAUUCUGCUAAUCCUACAUCAAAACCAUCAUUGCUCAUUGGCACUCUAGUUAACAGUCUUGUCAGAGGGCCAGGGCCUGAAUGGGCUGGGAGCCUGAACUAUUUUUUCCCUUUAUGUUUCGAUCCCGGAACAUAUUUUCUUCCCUCCUGAUUGGUUGUGUUCUCCUAUCCUUCCUCUCACUUCCUUUGUUGCAACUUCAUUCUUGUAGUCCUUCACCCAUUCCAUCUACCUUGUCAUCCCUUCCAACUCUACGUUGCCCUUCUUUUUCCCAUGCCCAUUGUUCUAUUAACUCAUCUCCCCUCUUUUCCCUCUCUGCAUCUGAUCUCCCACUAUGUAAUUACAUUUCUUCUUUUUAAUGUGGAACUAACAUGAUAGUUGCCAUCCAUCAUGCUGAUCACUCUGAUUACAUGUUGCAUCCUCCCCCCUUCUCUCUCUCACCUCCUUUCGUCUGUGUAUAGUGUAAGCUUUUGGGGACAGAGACUAUAUUUUAUUGUAUGUACAGUGUCUAGAGACAAUGGGGCCCUGGUACCAAUGUGAGGCGUUUGGGUACCAGUGAAAUAUGAAUGAUGUACUCCCAUCUGUAUAGGUAGUCUCUCAAGGAGUCAAGAAUACAGUGGAGAAGCUGACACUGCCUUUGCUUAUACUGUAGGCACUUUGUGGCUAAGAGGAUUUUCAUUCUCCCAGGACUGUCCAUCGACCACCUUUUACAAGCACUACAUUUCACAUGCACUAUAAAAAGAAACCAAGAAAAUGUAUGAUGACUGAGAGGUUGUGAUUGUUUCUCUUGUGGCGUCUGUGUGGAAAGUGCCACACACACUACAGAACAACAACGGCUUUUGCUUGCAUUUUCCAGUGUUGUUUUUGUCAGCGAGUUCAGCAAAGUUGUAAUUCUUCAAGUUCCAGCCCUGAGCUGAGUGAGGAGCCACCAGCAGAGAUGGUAAAAAUGACAAAAUCAAAAACGUUCCAGGCUUACCUGCCAAACUGUCACCGAACCUACAGCUGUAUCCACUGCAGAGCCCACCUAGCCAAUCAUGAUGAAUUGAUUUCCAAGUCUUUUCAGGGAAGCCAGGGAAGAGCCUACCUCUUUAAUUCUGUGGUAAAUGUGGGCUGUGGUCCAGCAGAGGAGAGAGUUCUUUUGACAGGUUUACAUGCUGUAGCAGAUAUCUAUUGUGAAAACUGUAAAACCACUCUUGGAUGGAAAUAUGAACAUGCUUUUGAGAGCAGUCAAAAAUACAAAGAAGGAAAAUUUAUCAUUGAACUUGCCCAUAUGAUCAAAGACAAUGGCUGGGAGUAAAUUAAAAGCAUUUUUUCACUCUGUUUGGACAAUAUUCUGUGGAACAUGCUUUAUAAAGACUAAUGCAACUGAAAGAAGGAUUUUGGCUGAGGUAGCUCUGAGAAUAUCACUGAACUUUGCAACCUCACAGAUGACUAGUGUAGUUUAUGUGGCUCGUUCAGGCCAUGUUUGCCUUUUUCUCCUUGUGUAAGUUCCCUCUUUUGUAUAUGUAUUCUUGAGUGAACAGUUGUUUUGGAACAUUUUGGAUGACCUUUUUCUAAAUUCUCAAGUUCUAGAGAAACAGUUCACUAACUGCAAAUGAAUUUUACUGGUUAGCAUUUUUAUUUGACCUAUGCCUUUAAUGCUACCUUUUGCUGUGCAUGCUUCUUGCCUAAACACCUACACCAAAUCUAGCAGAAGACUGAUAUGAGUAGUCCUGAAGAAUGUAUGGGCUGGGGGUGUCUUUUUAUAUGUAGCAAUUUCUGAUAUCUCUGGCAGUGAAAGGGAUGCGGUAUUAGAGUAUUCAUUAAUUGCUUUUUAAAAUUUGGGAGUACCAUAAUCUAUGUACAUCUUGCAGGCAAGUAAGUUAAAGGUACAGUGCUCAUUUAGAAAUCUUUUGGUUGCACUGACUCAUAUAUAAGUAGAUCUUAAGUUUUGCAGAAAAGAAUACAUUAAUGAUUCAGUAUUUUUAGUGCAACUAAUUUUCAAGAAUACUAAGGCAGUGAUACUGUAGAAUAUAGUUAAUCAACAUAAUUGCAUUCCUUAUCCAGCAAACUUGUGUCUUGAAAGGAGAAGUUGAUAAAAUUACAGCCUGCAAGAUCAAAGGGCACAGAAAUAUAUGGAUCUUGUAUUUAUAAAAAUUAGUCAGUAAACAAGUUUUUGGUACUGUGCCUUUUAACAGUAACAGGGACUUGUGCAUCAGUGAAGUUUUAUGGCUGGUUCCAUGUAGCUGUGUAGUCUAAUGCACUGGACAAAGAGGUUGUUAUAAAGAAAAUUCAUUGAAGUAUUCUGCUUUUGCUACACUUUAUAACAAAAAUAUACUUAUUUUUGUGUGACAACAGGCCAAAGCUUAUGAGAUGGAAAUUAGUAACAGUACCUGAAGAAGAGUGGGGGUUGGUGGAUGGGCAGGAAAGUGUGACGUUGACUUCAUUUCUUCAUAAAAUAGAAUAGCAAGAUAAUUUUUAAAACAAAAAUAAAAUAAAAAGGGGUUUGUUGGUUUGCUGGAUAAAUCAUCCCCAAAGACAUUUUCAUAAUAAAAUUUAUAUAAAGCUCACAUCCUUUCUGUUUUUUGCUUUUUUCCAGCUGCUUCUUAACUGGAGUGACUUAUUAAGAAAGCCUUCUGUGGAUGUGUAUCCACAAAAUUUACUAUUGGGUUUUGUGCAUGCACUUUCAGAGAGGUUUAAAAAAAACUAAUCUUGUGUCUUGAUGGAAUGAACAAUAUGAAACCCUUACAAUAGAAUAGAAGUUAGUUUCCUUUUAAUAACUAUUUUAACAUGGCAUUUGUGAAGGUUGCAAUGUGUGCCAUUGCUGCUGCUGUUACAUUUUAGAUAACUCUCUGUGACAGGUUUUCAAAACUCUACUGCACUUUAUUACCAGACAUCAUUCAUUUACAAGCAUGCCAAUGACUAGGAGUAAUACAGAAGCUCUAUAUCAGGAGCUGUGAUAAUGAACCUACAGAACUUAAAUUUUAAACAGUAGAAAUAGUAAAAACCCUUGGGCUUAAGUCCAAAGAACUGGUCUAGUACAGCUGGGUCCAAUAUGGAUUUUGUGGGGUGGCUUAUACCGCUCAUCCAUAAUCAAGAAUUAGAUUGAACCCAGGAGUCCCCUUUAUCUGAAGGUCACUGGCACAAGAUGGUCAUCUGGUGCUGCCAUCUGUUCAGUCUGAAAGAACCUGGAAUACUGUUUUGUUUGGGCUAUUUUUCAGUUUUCCUCUAGUAUAAUGUCCAUUGCCAGCAAUGAAAGCACUGAAACAGCUAUCAACAAGGAGUUUGUGUUGGCUUCAAAGACUAAGUGUAACACCCAUGAAGAUGUCUGUAGGAUAUUUAUAUUUUCUUUGUCUGGCUACAGACUCAAGAAGAAUUACACUGAGUUGAAGAGAAAAACACCGCAACCCUUCACUAUAAAAAUGAGAGUACAAAUUUAAGGUUAAUUUUUUUUCUUUUUACGAGACAGAACAAUCUGUAGUCAUAUUUUAAAUAGUGGAUUUGGAUGUUUCCUAUUAAUAAGCUUUUUAAAAAAAAAACCAAAAGAACUAGAAAAGAUAUUCUUAUUUAGAUACUCAACCUCUUUUUUCAGUGCAUUAUUUAUUUGUAUUUCAAACUGGACAUUUUCACCAAAACCUUAAUUACCCUUGAUGCCAAAGGUUGGGAUUUCAUUAAGUGCUUAGCACCUAAAAUUUCAAUUACUGGCAUAAGGAGUUAAUGUGAGUUAUGUAUAAUGUUAUGGCUUUUAAGAGAACCAAAUGAAGCAAUAUUCUUAUUAGUCUUUUGAGGGGGAGUAAGAGAGAGUAGAGAAGGAGCUAUAACUAAUACAAAAUUCCUACUGCACACUACUAUGUAAUAAUUUUUUAUGCUUGCUAUGAUAGCUGGGAGCAUGUGAACCUUUUCUUUCUUAUUGCUUGACCUGAGCAGUGAUUCUUUGAAACAGUUCUCCCAUGGUAAAGAAGUGGAGAGUUAUGCUUAAUGGUUUUGGUGAAAGUUGGUUCCAGGUCUUAGUGGCUGCUGGUUGAUGUGAAGAGGUCAGUCUGGUCACUGAACCUUCCAGCAGUACAUUAAAAAGAAAAACUUACUUGAAGAGAAUUCUACAAAGCAUUUUCCCUCUAACUUUUUUGUGUGUGUAAUAUAUUAAGAUUAUAUUUAAAGGUUUUGUGUGUUCAUUCUGGGCAAGUUUACUUCCUCUCCCACUUGAGCACUUUUGUUACUUGUACUGGUUAUUUUUAUUGUUGGUCUUUAACAUUUAUUUUGUUUUGUUUUGUUUUUUUUAUAAACUGUAACAAAAAGCUUUUGUGAACUCUUGUUUCAUGCUAGCUCUUUCUUGGACCAAAUGAACCAACUACGAGCUGGCUUCUUGGAAAGAAUGUUCAUUGGGAUACAUAAGAAUGUGCUAGCAAAAAAUAUACAUGUAUUGAAAGGAUUUUCUUUUGAACCCAUAAAAGCUAUGGCUGUUUUAAUAUAAUUAAGCAUCAUAAUUUGACAUGAUUUUGGAAUCUGGUGACACAUUCUUCAUUGUCUAGGCCCUGAAGAGUGGCUGUAACACUGGUAUUACAAUAUUGAGAGUCUGCUUCAAAUGCCAAUAUUCUUUCUUUGGUUUAUAACUAUGGACAUCCUUUUGACCAACGAAAGGCAAUACUAUCAUUUACAAAAUGUUAAGCUGCAAAAUUUCCAGUCAACUCUGACAGAAUUAGGGAGGGCUUCCUGAUACACCGGCCUUACUACUUUUGCUGUUUUGGAUUUUAUUUCUUUCUUUCACUGUGUUGCCAUUUUAAUAUACAGUAUUUUAUUACCCUCUUAACCAUCCAUGACCUCUUCUGACUUGUUUCUGCCUGUUGGUAAAAGGGGCUGGAAUAUGUGAACUUUUUCAUUAUCUACAAACUAUAUAAUGAUGUAGGUUGAAUUGUAACAGUACUAAUGUAACAGUACAAAUAAAGUCCUGAUGCCCUACUGCAAACUAAAUAUUUGGCAAGUUUAAAAAUAAUCAGCAGCCUCUCUGUAACUGGCUUAAUUUUCAUGCAUCUAAACUUAUAGCAGCUUGUGGAAGACAUGAUUUGAAAUUAAUUUGAUUUCAAGCGAACGAUCCCUCAAAAUAACAAACAGAAGCAAUUAACCCCUUGAUUAUGGAAAUAGUAAUAUAUCCCUAUUGCUCCCUAAUGUAAACUACAUUUGUGCUAACAUAGGGUGCUCGGUACCAUUUCCAAUGGACUUGAAAAUUUUCCUUUAUAUAUUGCUCUCAAAAAAAAUUUUCAGAUAAGAGGAUCAUAUAAUCAGAUUGCAAGACCUGUAUCUAGAUUGAGAUACCACAGCGCCACAAAGAGAGACAAAUUUUAACAUCCCACUUGUAUGAUAAUGGGACAAGACUGGAAGGAAGCCGUCAAAUUAUUGUUAAACUUGUAGGAUAUUGUAUUGUACUUCAUUUAGCACUCGUGUAAGCCAAUCAGCAGUAUCUAUUGUAAAGGAACAGGAAUCUCAGAGGUAAUUUUGAAAAGGACUGUUACAAAUCAUUUAAGGCCUAAAGCAUGAGUCAUAAAUGGCAACUGAGUUGUGCCUCAUAUUGUUUCUUAAACACUUUAAAAUGCUUUCUUUUACAGAUGACAUGGCUGCUUUGCUGUUUUGUCCUAGCAAUACUGUAUAUCAUUUGUUGUUUCACUAUAUUGUAUCUGAGGUAUCACAAUAAAAGUUUCAAUGGUUUUGUUGAA